Molecule: messenger RNA, 870 nt
Organism: Hemisphaericaspora subhashii
Lineage: Eukaryota; Fungi; Ascomycota; Pichiomycetes; Serinales; Debaryomycetaceae
Exons: 2
Coding region: 1-870 (289 amino acids)
Biological process (GO): reciprocal meiotic recombination
Source: RefSeq, a predicted model, not a curated record
AUGUCAAGUAAAGUUCACCACUUCAAUAUUACCAAGUACUCCAUCUACAAGGAUAACCAAGCUUGGUUUCAUUAUCCCCAACGUUCUGAAAUUUCAAUCAAUUUCUUAACAUUAGAAGAUAUCUCAGAUGAAGUCAACGUCACCAUUUUAUGGAGAGGCACCACAAUUGAUAAAUUUAAGCUUUUCAUCACAGAAAAGUGUUAUACUUCCUUGCUUUCAAAAUGUCCUUGUCUUGGAGUCAAACAAUGUGAUGCUUAUGGUAGAAUUCUCAAACGAUUUCAAAUCAGUUUGGAGAAUGAACAAGCAUUUAAAGAAUGUCUUAAACUUCUAGAGAAUGAAUUUUUAUUUAGAAACGGAGCACCAAAGGGAGAUUCAGCUCACCCUUUAACAACCUCAGGAAGCCAACAAUUAUUUUCUAGUCAACAAUUGGUUGCAAGCCAACGUCCUGUUGCGAGUCAACAAUUGGUUGCAAGUCAACAUCCCGUUGCAAACCAACUGCAAAUCAUUGAUUAUACAAGCCAGUUAACAGAACCUCAAUCCAUAAUGCAUCGAGGAUAUACAAUGUAUCCGAAUCUUGUUCGAAAUUGUCAACCUGUCCAUACAUUUCCAACCUCCUCAAUAUAUGCAAGUCAACAAGAUCUUUCAUAUCCUUUGGAAACAUCAACAGCAAAACCAAUUCGCCAACCAAUCAACAUGUUCCCUUUGGAAUAUACCAAUUUGACCGAGAAAAUCGUUCUUCCACCUAAAGACCUAGACGACUUAAAAAAGUUGACCGAUAAUGAGCUACGUAGACUCAUCAGAAGCACAUUAGAAGACAAAGAAUUUGAAAAUUUCAUUCAUCGAUUAGAAAAUAUUAUAUCUGGUCUAUAA